Molecule: messenger RNA, 657 nt
Organism: Colias croceus (clouded yellow)
Lineage: Eukaryota; Metazoa; Arthropoda; Insecta; Lepidoptera; Pieridae
Exons: 5
Coding region: 62-607 (181 amino acids)
Molecular function (GO): protein binding
Source: RefSeq, a predicted model, not a curated record
ACACUAUAAGUGCUGUUUCCUUCGCCCCCCCGACCCAAUUGCUUAGAUUCUAAAGGACAACAUGAAGGCUCUAUAUAUUGUUGUAUUGCUCACGUACGUAGUAUACACCAAUCAAGAUCCCAUAGAAAGCUUGGAAGAUGUUCUAGUCUACGCCAUGGAGCCACCUACGAAAAUACAUAAACGUGAAAGCGAAGACGUAAAAAUCAAGAAGAAUAAAUUCGUCGAGUUUGUGGAAGAAAAACUGAUACAGCACACGCAAGCUUUGGAGCACCUUAUUAAAACGGCAACAAAUAAUGGGGAAUUAAUUAAAACUCUUAUCGAAAAUCUCAGUCAUAAAAUGGAUGAACCGAAAAUGCCUGAGAAAAUUGAGUAUCGUCGUUCGUACGGUGGAAGUCCUAUAAUUUUGCCGGAAAACCAAAUCAAUCGACCAAGCCCUUGGUGUGCAGUUGCUGUAGUAUGCCGUAGAACCUUCAACCCUGUGUGUGGUUAUGACGAUAAUUUUGGAUAUGGAAAAUUCGAUGAUCUUUGCCAUAUGUUGCAAGUUAACUGCUAUUGGAAGUAUAAUUUCGCUUUAGCGCCCACAUGUCGACCUGGAUUGGCUAAUUGAAUUGUACCCCAAUUGAUAUUUGUUAAGAAUAUUAAAUUAACUUUAAAUUA